This is a messenger RNA of Cygnus olor (mute swan), 915 nucleotides long. Its product is annotated as C-factor-like. NCBI's taxonomy places the organism in Eukaryota, Metazoa, Chordata, Aves, Anseriformes, Anatidae. The coding region runs from base 97 to 858 and encodes 253 amino acids. The record is from RefSeq and is a predicted model, not a curated record. The transcript has 6 exons.
CCCAAGGGUUUGGGGGCGGCCGUCCUGCCCCAACACGUGGUGGUGACAUCAGUGCCGUGGGGCAGCCGUGGGGCAGCUGUGGGGCAGGAGGGCGGCAUGGAGGGGCCUGGAGCCCAGCACGUGCUGGUGACCGGCUGUGAUGGUGGCGUGGGGCUAGGGCUGGUCAAACGCUUCCUGGAGCUGCCGAGCCCCCCGCGGCGCCUCUUCGCCGCCUGCACUGACCCCGACGGAAAGGCUCUCAACGAGCUGGCUCUGGGCUCCCCCAGCCUCGUGGUCCUGCCCCUUGACGUGACGGACGCGGGCAGUAUCGGCGCAGCGGCAGGCCGGGUGCAGGAGGAGCUGCGCGGCACUGGCCUCGGCCUCCUGAUCAACAACGCGGGCACGCGGCGCCGCAGCACGCUGGAAACCGAGACGGCCGAGAACAUGGCGCUGCUCUAUGCUACCAAUACUGUCGGUCCCCUGCAGGUCACACAGGCCUUCCUGCCCCUGCUGCGGGAGGCGGCGGAGGCCGGGCGCGGGCAGGGGCUGAGCUGCAGCCGUGCAGCCGUGGUCAAUGUCUCCAGCGCCAUGGGCUCCAUCGGGGUGGCGGCAGCCUGGGGGGACGCGCAGGACAUCUCCUACCGCUGCAGCAAGGCGGCGCUGAACAUGCUGACGAAGUGCCAGGCCCUGCAGUACGGCGACAGCGGGAUCCUCUGCGUGGCCAUCGACCCAGGCUGCGUGGAGCCAGCGCCGGGGCGCGAGGCGGGCCCGGUGACAAUGGAGGAGAGCACCCAGGGCGUCCUGCGCGUCCUCGCCGGCCUCUCGGCCUCCAGCAAUGGCACCUUCUGGGACUGGCGGGGGCAGAGGCUGCCGUGGUGAGGGGGCACCCCCAGCCCCGGGGCUGGAGAUCAAUAAAUGGCCACGGCCACACUGGGA